AUGAGCAACGUCCUUUCUUUACCCAACCAGAUCAUCUUUGCUGUUCAACGUUUCAUGUUCACAAUGGCAUUCCUAUGUACAUCAAAUCCUUCCCUGACAACUUGUAAAUACAAUUCAGAAGGCCAAUUCAUUGGUUUGCCUGGUUGUUAUAGCUUUGUUCCCACAUACAAUUGGAUCAAGCAAUGUAUUGUGUCUAUCUUUAUCAUUUUCUUGAUUGGAUACUUAUCACCUGUCUUUGAGGUCUUUAGUACUCAGAUUCAAUCUCAUGCCUUGUUGACCAACAUGGCAUUUGGUGGAGCGCAAUAUAAUGCAACUGGACAUGGAUUUGCGACCACACAAAUCUCAUUUGCAAUUAUCUACUCAUGUUUUGCAGGACCAAAGUUCUUGAGGUGGAUGUGUAAAGGAAAUGGUCGAUCACAUGAAAAUUCUUGGAUUGGAUACUGUCAAUCAUCUAGAACUCAAAUCACUGGAUUCAAGAAGAAAAGAUUGGGUACACCUUCUGAGAAGCUUUUCACCAACAUUCCUAGACCGGGGUGGAAAGUGAUCUUGUUACAUAUCAGAAAUCUUUGCUCCUAUGGCUUUGACCACAAUCUUAUUGUUUGCUGA
Messenger RNA from Melampsora larici-populina 98AG31, 606 nucleotides. RefSeq names its product family 48 glycosyltransferase. Gene Ontology annotation, molecular function: 1,3-beta-D-glucan synthase activity. The transcript is spliced from 4 exons. Gene Ontology annotation, cellular component: membrane; 1,3-beta-D-glucan synthase complex. The record is from RefSeq and is a predicted model, not a curated record. NCBI's taxonomy places the organism in Eukaryota, Fungi, Basidiomycota, Pucciniomycetes, Pucciniales, Melampsoraceae. The coding region runs from base 1 to 606 and encodes 201 amino acids. Gene Ontology annotation, biological process: (1->3)-beta-D-glucan biosynthetic process.